This is a messenger RNA of Acytostelium subglobosum LB1, 1584 nucleotides long. RefSeq lists its product as hypothetical. Bases 1 to 1584 code for a protein of 527 amino acids. Lineage: Eukaryota; Evosea; Eumycetozoa; Acytosteliales; Acytosteliaceae. The transcript has a single exon. The record is from RefSeq and is a predicted model, not a curated record. Gene Ontology annotation, molecular function: zinc ion binding; protein binding.
AUGCAAGAACAACAACAACAACAACAAUCAUUGCCACUUGAACGAUGUGAUCUUCAUGGUCGGAAACAAAGGUUCUUGUGUAUCACUUGCAAGGUACCAUUAUGUUCCAAUUGUUUGAUUACAAAGGAGCAUUCCAAUCAUAAGAUCUUCAGUAUCGAUGAUAUCAAGUUGGACUAUUCAACAAUAACUCACUCAAAGACUAAAUCUGACAACGUUGCCUUCGGCCAGCCCUUUGUGCCUCGUCUAUUCUACCUCUGGGACAUGUUGCAGCAACUAUCAUUCACUUAUAGCACAUUGGAUAAGUCAAUCAAAGAUGUUGCUGAGCACUUUAGACAAGAGCAUGAGAAGUUGCGAUUGGAGGAGCACAAGAUGAACAGUCCUAUUAUCGAGGAAUUCAAAAAGACAAGGUCGACAAUGUCUGCCAUCAUCAAGGAGGUUGAGGACAUCUCAAUACUGUUCAAGAUGGUCCCACUAAACAGUGAUGAUGAUCUAGACUGUCAUGAUGAUGGCAAUGACGACUCUGAAAUCAAACGUAUAAAUACAGAGUUGGUCGAGUUCAUCAAGUCAUCAUCAACAACAUUAGUGGAUUAUAUGAAGAAGAACUUCAAACCUGUGACGGCUAGAGAAAUCGAGCAUCUCGGUGAUAAUGAGUUGAUGGCGUUGGCACAAAAACGCCUGCAAACGAUCAACACUCCUCAUAGAUUGACAAAGGCACUCAAAGCAACAUUCACUGUCAAGCAGUCACAAUCCUCUUCAAUCUUCUCAUAUAAAGCAGCGUCGAAUCACUGUGGCAUCUACUCACCAGAGACAGGCAAGUGGACAAGCAUUGAUGUUGUUGGUGAUAACGAACAGACGAAUACAUUUUCGGCGAUUGUUUUUGCUUGUGACAAUGUCUAUGUAUUUGGUGGAUACUCCAAUCCAUCAUAUGAACGAUAUUCAUUGAAAGAGCAUCGAUGGUACAAAGACCUUCCAUUAAUGGACGAUAUCGCAAAUACAGGAAUAUCAGUUUGUUUUGAUGGCGAUUCAUAUAUCUACUUGGUUGGUGGACAUGACAACCUCAAACCAUCAAACCAAGUGCAUCGCUUCAAUGUCCAUACACAACAAGUCGAAUCAUUUGGAAGCAUUCCUCUCAAUCUUUGGUUCUCUUUUGUCGCUCAUCACAAUGGCAAACUAUAUAUCUUGGGUGGACUCUAUGAGGAUUCACUCGAGAGCAAGACAUUGAUCACCUUUGAUAUCCGGACCAAGAAGACCAAUAUCAAUAACUUAGAUUUCAACAAGAGCAUAUAUUCUUGUUGCUUCGAUGGUGUUGACUCACUAUACUACAUCGAACCGAUAGGUUUCCGUCAAUUUUCCUUGUCAACUAUGCAGGCCAAGGCUUUGAGCCUCCCCAGUGGGCUAUCUUAUGGCUAUCCAAUUGUCUAUGACCCUAAUGGCGACCAAGGAACAAUAUAUAUGCUCCAAGGUAAAGGAAGAAAUCUCAAGUAUUCCAUCAAGCUCAAUCAGUGGACCACCUUGAAAGAUGACAUGGAAACAGAGAUAUCUACUUGGUGUGGUGCAUGUUUGAUCCCACCAGAGAGCAAAUAA